AUGCUGCACCCCUCGGCCGCGCUACUCCUCACCGCCCUCGUCGCUUCCGCGGGGCUCAUCAAUCGACAAGCGUCAUCAGCAGCCAGCUCAGCCGCCAGCUUCACAGCUAAUCAAGUCCCCCAAUCGGUAAUCACCACGUCGAUCUUUCCCGGCGGUGUCGCACAGGGUAGUGUGGGGCAAGAGUCGACCAUACCGCUGCCGUGCCUCGAUGGCUGUUGGCCCCAUGCUGCACCCUAUGCGUACUGCUUCUUAUUAGACACGUAUCCCGGCGGCCGACCCAUCCCCGCCACGCAGUGUGACAGUCUGUGUAAUCAGACCUAUUAUGACGGAUUAUCUCAGUGUCUGAACUGUAUUGUCGCUAACGGAAAUGAACGUCCAUUCGGCUACUCGACCAAUACAUCCAUCACUGCUCUCCCCACCCGCGCGCCUGCGCCCAGUGGCUCGUCCAACCUCGACACAACCAAUCCUAAUGGCCUCAUCGACGCCGCUCAGGCGGACGGGUGGUUGAGGAACAUGACGGAUAUGUGCUCAGCGAAGGGCAAGGCUUUGACCGGAGCAACGAGCGUUACAGCUAUCCCGACCACAACCGGAGGUUACAAGACAAGCUGGAUCAGGGGCGAGACCAUCGUCCGACCCCAAUGGACAGGUCUCACCCAAUUCCCACCGCCAGUAGCUACCCUUACCCGCAUUCUCGCCGCUGGAUCGUCCUCUACUCCGGGGGCUAGCGGGAGCGGAGCCGGCAGUGCAAGCGGUUCUGCAGCGAGCGGUGCAGCCGCAAGUCAGAGCAGUAGGGCCGCGGGGAUGGCGACGGUGGGGCAAGGUCCGGCCGGCUGGGCGCUGGGAGGGGCACUGCUGGCUUGGGCGGUCUUGUUUCGAUGGGAUGAAGGAGGAGAGUGGAUGGGAGUGAAGGGAUGGAUAGGCUGGGGUUAG
Dioszegia hungarica is the source of this 930-nucleotide messenger RNA. RefSeq lists its product as uncharacterized. The record is from RefSeq and is a predicted model, not a curated record. Lineage: Eukaryota; Fungi; Basidiomycota; Tremellomycetes; Tremellales; Bulleribasidiaceae. The transcript is spliced from 5 exons. Bases 1 to 930 code for a protein of 309 amino acids.